UCCAUAUACAUACGGACUUAAAGUACACAUAUCGUUACUCUAAGUCUGUGUAGAGUAGCUCGCGAAAAUGCAAGCGCUAGCCGCAAUCCGUCAGCCGCUGUUUCCGGCGAGCCAUCGCAUAUCUCCGCCCCAAACCGCCACUAUUUCCAGCUGGAGAAGUUCGAGUUCUGCUCUUUCGCUUCGUGCAUGUACACUCCAAGUCCAAUGCUGCUCAUUUCAAUCUCCACCUCUAGCUACGGAUGAGGCGAAUUUUAUUGAAGCUUCUAGAAAUGGAAACUUAAUUCCAUUGCACAAGUGCUUUUUCUCUGAUCACUUGACUCCUAUACUUGCCUACCGCUGUUUGGUCGAAGAAGACGAUCAUGAAACUCCAAGCUUCCUCUUCGAGUCAGUUGAGCCUGGUUUUCGUGGUUCCACUGUUGGGCGGUAUAGCGUGGUGGGUGCUCAACCGACAUUGGAGAUUGUUGCGAAAGAGAAUAAGGUGACAAUAUUGGAUCACGUUGCCGGGGAUUUGACGGAUAAGGUUGUGGAGGAUCCGGUGACAGUUGCAAGGAGUAUUUCUCAAGGAUGGAAGCCCAAACUUAUCGCUGACCUCCCUGAUGCUUUUUGCGGUGGAUGGGUUGGUUACUUUUCAUACGACACAGUUAGGUAUGUAGAGAAGAAGAAGUUGCCAUUUGCAAGUGCACCACCGGAUGACAGAAACCUUGCUGACAUUCACCUAGGACUCUAUGAUGAAGUGAUUGUUUUCGACCAUGUGGAAAAGAAAGUUUUUAUUAUUCAUUGGGUGCGGCUGGAUCAGAACUCAUCCAUUGUGAAGGCUUAUCAUGAGGGAAUGAAACGAUUAGAAGCACUAGUAUCAAAAGUACAAGACAUCAAUUCUCCAAGGCUGCCUCGAGGUUCUGUGGAUUUCCAAACUCAUUACUUUGGACCUUCACUAACCAAGUGUAACAUGUCAAGUGGGGAGUACAAGAAUGCUGUAUUACAGGCAAAAAAGCACAUUCUUGUAGGGGACAUUUUCCAAAUUGUUCUAAGUCAACGUUUUGAAAGAAGAACCUUAGCUGAUCCAUUUGAGGUUUAUAGGGCUUUGAGAGUUGUGAAUCCAAGCCCAUAUACAGCCUACCUGCAAGCUAGAGGAUGCAUUUUGGUAGCUUCAAGCCCCGAAAUUCUUACCGGUGUAAAGAAGAAAAUAGUUGUUAAUCGUCCAUUAGCUGGAACAACUAGAAGAGGCAAGACACCUGAUGAGGACUUGAUGUUAGAAUCACAGCUUCUAAGAGAUGAAAAAGAAUGCGCAGAGCACAUCAUGUUGGUUGAUCUAGCAAGAAAUGAUGUUGGAAAGGUGUCAGAACCUGGUUCUGUGAAUGCUGAAAAACUUAUGACAGUUGAACGAUACUCUCAUGUAAUGCACAUUAGCUCCACGGUUACUGGGAAGCUGCUUGAUCAUUUAACUUGCUGGGAUGCUCUACGUGCUGCAUUGCCUGUUGGAACAGUUAGUGGUGCACCAAAGGUGAAAGCCAUGGAGUUGAUAGAUCAACUGGAACCGACAAGAAGGGGACCUUAUAGUGGAGGAUUUGGAGUCAUUUCGUUUCUAGGAGACAUGGACAUUGCUCUUGCUCUCAGAACCAUUGUAUUUCUCAGUAACAACACAACGUAUUCCUACGAUGAUACUAAGAAACGCCGCGGAGAAUGGAUUGCUCAUCUUCAAUCUGGAGCCGGGAUUGUGGCUGAUAGUGAUCCCGAAAGCGAGCAGGUUGAAUGUGAAAAUAAGGUUGCCGGUCUAGUUCGUGCAAUUGACUUGGCGGAGUCGGCUUUUAUAAAGGAUAGACAUCAACUAUCAUCUCGGCCUAAUGGUUCUUUCUCUAAGCAAUUAUUCAACACAUAAUUCAAAAUUUGAGAACUAUGGUGUUAUGUGUAGAUGCAAGUAUACAACCCCAACAAAUAGGAAUCAUCACGUUAACCACAAGGUUCCAGAUUCGAUUAUAGUGAUGACGGUUUAUUAGUCUUCACAAUUUAAGUGGAUCAACUAUGGACAAUUUAAACUGAUUCACAUCCUUGUGGUCUUUUAUCAGGAUCACAAGACAGACUUCAGCCGGACUGCACAUUUGAGUAGCAAUUGUAAAUUCCUUUUGUAAAUUGAAAGAUAUUCUCUGUAAAUUAAAAUGUUACUUAUUUUUAAUUAGCAAAUAGUUAUCACGUUUGUGUCAAGAUCAUACAAUUUCUAGA
Messenger RNA from Ipomoea triloba (trilobed morning glory), 2217 nucleotides. Its product is annotated as anthranilate synthase alpha subunit 1, chloroplastic-like. The coding region runs from base 68 to 1876 and encodes 602 amino acids. NCBI's taxonomy places the organism in Eukaryota, Viridiplantae, Streptophyta, Magnoliopsida, Solanales, Convolvulaceae. Gene Ontology annotation, molecular function: anthranilate synthase activity. Gene Ontology annotation, biological process: L-tryptophan biosynthetic process. The record is from RefSeq and is a predicted model, not a curated record. The transcript has 11 exons.